Leucoraja erinaceus (little skate) is the source of this 1278-nucleotide messenger RNA. RefSeq names its product leucine rich repeat containing 39 (gene lrrc39). The transcript has 9 exons. NCBI's taxonomy places the organism in Eukaryota, Metazoa, Chordata, Chondrichthyes, Rajiformes, Rajidae. Bases 179 to 1207 code for a protein of 342 amino acids. Gene Ontology annotation, molecular function: protein binding. The record is from RefSeq and is a predicted model, not a curated record.
GCUCGGCCAGUUGCCGUGUCUUUGUUUGAGUCAUGGGUUAUAUUUAGACGGGCAUUGCAUGUGGCCUUUGGAUCACUACUACAUGGAGCCGAUCUAAUGAGGAGCAAGCGGUUGGUUCACUGCGAGCUGCAGCCGCCGGCCGGGACACGGCCUGUCCCUGCACUGAGCAUCGUGAAGCAUGAAGGCGUUGGCUGUGUGUGUCGGCACGGUGGGCGCAGUGAAGGCGAUGUGGGAAGGAAGGAUCCAACAGCGGACAGAGGAGCGAGAGAGGGAGGAGAAGCGGUCGGAGAGGAAGGCGCUGAAGGGGGUGACGGUGGUGUGGCAGGAGCGGAUAAACCUGGCCAGGCUGAAGGACAAGGUGGUCAAUGCAGAGGGAAGAAUUGUGCUAAAGAUAGAGAACGAAGCUUGGAAGUCACUACCAAAUGCAUUACGACAAAUGUCAUAUUUACAAGAAUGGCAGAUCCACAGAACUGGCCUGGAAAGCAUUCCUCGAUUUGUCGGAGUAUUUGAUAAUCUGCUUGUGUUGGAUCUAUCCCGAAAUUCAGUCAGAGAGAUCCCAAAGGAAAUAGGACAACUGACCAAACUGCAGGAGCUCUAUGUCAGCUACAACAGACUGCAGCAAAUUCCGCAUGAGCUUGCUGGCUGCAAAAACCUGGAGAAACUGGAUUUAGCUGUAAACAGAGAUCUCUGCGAUCUACCUGAACAGCUGUCCCAAUUGCAAAGGCUUUACCACCUCGACUUGUCCAUGAACCGGUUCACUUGCAUCCCAUUGGCAGUUACGAACAUGCCUGCCCUGGAAUGGCUAGAUAUGGGCAGCAACAAACUUCAAGAGCUUCCGGAUGACAUGGCUAGAAUGGAGAAACUGCACACUAUUUGGCUACAGAGGAAUGGAAUCACCCACUUGCCAGAGACCAUCAGUAAAUUGAAAAAUCUCAGCACUCUGGUUCUAACAAGCAACAAGCUGCAGAAAAUCCCAGUUUGUAUGGAAGAAAUGAUCAAUUUGAGGUUUGUGAAUCUGAGGGACAAUCCACUUCAGCUAAAAGUUACACUAUCCGAGUGUGCAAGCCCAGAGGAAGAGGAAGACCGUGAAUUAUUUGGGAUAGAAUAUAUGCAAGCCUACAUACAGGAAUUAAAAAACAGCAAUACUCAAACUUGUACCUCAGUACUGUCAGUUCCAAUUGAAGGUGAAAUCUCCAAUCAAAUCUAGAUAUCACAGUCAUGAAACAAAUGCUGGAUUAAAAUAAAAUGCAAAGCUACGUUUAUUUAUGUAAAAUUGGC